AAAUCCAGAGCGGCGGGCACUGACGGGCACUUGCACCGUGUGGACAGACUCUCCGGUUCUGGGGAAAUCCAGUCCCUGUUACUCCAUUUUGGCCAGAAAUUCAAGACAUUUCAGGUGGCAGAAUAAAUUCAAUCCUUGUUUCUCCAUCUUAUCGAGUAGUAGAAGUUAGUUACAUUCUCUUUGAACUCAUCAUGAAUUCCAUGAAGACUGAAGAAAACAAGUCAUUUAGCGCUAUGGAAGAUGACCAGAGGACUAGACCUGAAGUUUCAAAGGAUACUGUCAUGAAGCAGACACAUGCUGACACACCUGUUGAUCAUUGUCUAUCUGGCAUAAGAAAGUGUAGCAGCACCUUUAAGCUUAAAAGUGAAGUCAACAAGCAUGAAACAGCCCUUGAAAUGCAGAAUCCAAAUUUGAACAAUAAAGAAUGUUGUUUCACCUUUACGUUGAAUGGAAACUCCAGAAAAUUAGACCGUAGUGUGUUUACAGCAUAUGGUAAACCCAGCGAGAGUAUCUACUCAGCCCUGAGUGCUAAUGACUAUUUCAGUGAAAGGAUAAAGAAUCAGUUUAAUAAGAACAUUAUUGUUUAUGAAGAAAAGACAAUAGAUGGACAUAUAAAUUUAGGAAUGCCUCUCAAGUGCCUGCCUAGUGAUUCUCAUUUUAAAAUUACAUUUGGUCAAAGAAAGAGUAGCAAAGAAGAUGGACACAUAUUACGCCAAUGUGAAAAUCCAAACAUGGAAUGCAUUCUUUUUCAUGUUGUUGCUAUAGGAAGGACAAGAAAGAAGAUUGUUAAGAUCAACGAACUUCAUGAAAAAGGAAGUAAACUUUGUAUUUAUGCCUUGAAGGGUGAGACUAUUGAAGGAGCCUUAUGCAAGGAUGGCCGUUUUCGGUCUGACAUAGGUGAAUUUGAAUGGAAACUAAAGGAAGGUCAUAAGAAAAUUUAUGGAAAACAGUCCAUGGUGGAUGAAGUAUCUGGAAAAGUCUUAGAAAUGGACAUUUCAAAAAAAAAAGCAUUACAACAGAAAGAUAUCCAUAAAAAAAUUAAACAGAAUGAAAGUGCCACUGAUGAAAUUAAUCACCAGAGUCUGAUACAGUCUAAGAAAAAAGUCCACAAACCAAAGAAAGAUGGAGAGACCAAAGAUGUAGAACACAGCAGAGAGCAAAUUCUCCCACCUCAGGAUCUAAGCCAUUAUAUUAAAGAUAAAACUCGCCAGACAAUUCCCAGGAUUAGAAAUUAUUACUUUUGUAGUUUGCCCCGAAAAUAUAGGCAAAUAAACUCACAAGUUAGACGGAGGCCGCAUCUGGGUAGGCGGUAUGCUAUUAAUCUGGAUGUCCAAAAGGAGGCAAUUAAUCUCUUAAAGAAUUAUCAAACGUUGAAUGAAGCCAUAAUGCAUCAGUAUCCGAAUUUUAAAGAGGAGGCACAGUGGGUAAGAAAAUAUUUUCGGGAAGAACAAAAGAGAAUGAAUCUUUCACCAGCUAAGCAAUUCAACAUAUAUAAAAAGGACUUCGGAAAAAUGACUGCAAAUUCUGUUUCAGUUGCAACCUGCGAACAGCUUACAUAUUAUAGCAAGUCAGUUGGGUUCAUGCAAUGGGACAAUAAUGGAAACACAGGUAAUGCUACUUGCUUUGUCUUCAAUGGUGGUUAUAUUUUCACCUGUCGACAUGUUGUACAUCUUAUGGUGGGUAAAAACACACAUCCAAGUUUGUGGCCAGAUAUAAUUAGCAAAUGUGCGAAGGUAACCUUCACUUAUACAGAGUUCUGCCCUACUCCUGACAAUUGGUUUUCCAUUGAGCCAUGGCUUAAAGUGUCCAAUGAAAAUCUAGAUUAUGCCAUUUUAAAACUAAAAGAAAAUGGAAAUGCGUUUCCUCCAGGACUAUGGCGACAGAUUUCUCCUCAACCAUCUACUGGUUUGAUUUAUUUAAUUGGUCAUCCUGAAGGCCAGAUCAAGAAAAUAGAUGGUUGUACUGUGAUUCCUCUAAACGAACGAUUGAAAAAAUAUCCAAACGAUUGUCAAGAUGGGUUGGUAGAUCUCUAUGAUACCACCAGUAAUGUAUACUGUAUGUUUACCCAAAGAAGUUUCCUAUCAGAGGUUUGGAACACACACACGCUUAGUUAUGAUACUUGUUUCUCUGAUGGGUCCUCAGGCUCCCCAGUGUUUAAUGCAUCUGGCAAAUUGGUUGCUUUGCAUACCUUUGGGCUUUUUUAUCAACGAGGAUUUAAUGUGCAUGCCCUUAUUGAAUUUGGUUAUUCUAUGGAUUCUAUUCUUUGUGAUAUUAAAAAGACAAAUGAGAGCUUGUAUAAAUCAUUAAAUGAUGAGAAACUUGAGACCUACGAUGAAGAGAAAGGUAAACAAGAGUCAUCACUUCAAGAUCAUCAGAUUGAACCCAUGGAAUGUUAGAAAAGAGAUGCUGUCUUCAAGAAAAUAUGCCAAUAAUUCCUGGCAAAGAUUUCAUGACAAAGACACUUAAAGCAAUUGCAACAAAAGUGAAAAUUGGCAAAUGAGACCUAAUUAAAUCUUCUGCACAGCAAAAGAAACUAUCAACAGGGUAAACACACAACCUACGGAAUGGGAGAAAAUAUUUGCAAACUAUGCAUACAGCAAAGAUCUAAUAUUCAGAAUCCAUUAGGAACUUAAACAGAUUAACAAGCAAAAAAAACAAGCAACCCCAUUAAAAAGUGGGCAAAGGACAUGAACAAACACUUUUCAAAAGAAGAUAUACACAUGGCCAACAAGGAUAUGAAAAAAUACCUGAUAUCACUAAUCAUUAGAGAAAUGCAAAUCAAAAAAAUGCCAUCACACUAAUCAGAAUGGCUGUUAUUAAAAUGCCAAAAAAUUACAGAUGCUGGCGAGGUUGCAGAGAAAGGGGAAUGCUUAUACACUGCUAGUGGGAAAAUAAAUUAGUUCAGCCAUUGUGGAAAGCAGUUGGGUGAUUUCUAAAAGAACUUAAAACAGCUACCAUUCAAGCCAGCAAUCUCAUGACUGGGUAUAUGUCCAAAGGAAUAUAAAUUGUUCUACCAUAAAGACAUGCACAUAUAUGUUCACUGCAGCACUAUUCACAAUAGCAAAACAUGAAAUCAACCUAAAUGCCCAUCAAUGGUAGACUGGAUAAAGAAAAUGUGACACAUAUACACCAUAGCAUACUACACAGCCAUAAAAAAGUACAAGAUCAUGUGCUUUGCAGCAACAUGGAUGGAACUGAAGGUCAUUAUCCUAAGCGAACUAAUGCAGGAACAGAAAGCCAAGUACCACAUGUUCUCUCAUAAGUGGAAGCUAAAUAUUGAGUACACAUGGACACAAAGAAGAAAACAACAGAUAUGGGGCCUACUUGAGGGUGGAGGGUGGGAGGAGGGUGAAGACUGAAAAACUGCCUAUGGGGUACUAUGCUUAUUACCUGGGUGAUGAAAUAAUCUGAACACAAAACCCUGGUGACAUGCAGUUUACCUAUAUAACAAAACUGCACAUGGACUCUUAAACCUAAAUAAAAGUUUAAAAUAUAUAUAAUGCCAA
Molecule: messenger RNA, 3506 nt
Organism: Homo sapiens (human)
Lineage: Eukaryota; Metazoa; Chordata; Mammalia; Primates; Hominidae
Gene: FAM111B
Product: FAM111 trypsin like peptidase B
Exons: 4
Coding region: 192-2396 (734 amino acids)
Source: RefSeq, marked reviewed